Plectropomus leopardus (leopard coralgrouper) is the source of this 985-nucleotide messenger RNA. Lineage: Eukaryota; Metazoa; Chordata; Actinopteri; Perciformes; Serranidae. The record is from RefSeq and is a predicted model, not a curated record.
GCUGCAGGGAUGGUGUCCAGGAUCACAGGUUCGGUGGGGAAGGGUCUGGCAGCGAUCACCAUGGAUAAAGAAUACCAACAGAAACGUCGCGAGGAGAUGAACCGACCGCCAAAAGACUUCGGAGAGAGUCUGGCUAAAGGAGGGAAAGGCCUGCUGAAGGGCGUGAUGGGCGGAGUCACAGGAAUCGUCACUAAACCUGUGGAGGGGGCAAAGAAGGAGGGCGCAGCCGGCUUCUUUAAGGGUAUCGGUAAAGGUCUGGUGGGCGUGGUGGCGCGGCCGACGGGCGGCAUCGUAGACAUGGCGAGCAGCACCUUCCAGGGCAUCCAGAGAGUGGCUGAGUCAACAGAGGAAGUGACCAAACUGCGGCCGGUGCGUCUGAUCAGGGAGGACGGGAUCAUCCGCCCGUAUGACCUGACGGAGUCACAGGGUUUCGACCUCUUUCAGGUUUGAACAUUUCAAUCUUUUACUCUGUUUCUGCAAUAACACCUCCUCACUUCUUUAGAGGAAACAGGUCCGAGCCCUCACACUCACCUUCAGUCAGGUCCGACCCCUCGCACUCAGCCUCAGUCAGAUACGAACCCUUGCAUUCAGCCUCAGUCAGGUACAAGCCCUCGCACUCACCUUCAGUCAGGUCCGACCCCUCGCACUCAGCCUCAGUCAAGUCCAACCCUCCCACGCAGCUUCAGUCCUUGCAUUGCCAUCUCGCCAUGGUGAUGUCAUUUAGAGGCAGAGUGCAGUAGCGAUAUCCACGGUGGGAGAGUUCCCUCCAAAACACCUGUCCGCCCAAUCGUAAGCAGCUCCAUUGAAUGUGAGUGCAGUGAUUGGCUGUCACGGCUGUCAAUCAUAGUGUAAAAUACUCUUUUAGUGAUGCAAACAAACAUCAGACGACAGCGACCUUCAGACCCAGAAACCAUCUCUGAAACAUUUAUUUAGAGUCAGCGCUGAAUUAUAGUUUUAACUGUGACUCAUUCACACACACACACAC